GCGCGGAGGCUGUCGAUGUCAACGACGACUCCGAUUCCUCGUCGCCUGUGGCACUGGUCACGCGUGUGAAGAAGCACUACAAGCGCAAGUACAAGGAAGUGUACGGGAAGCGCUUCACCGUGGCCGUGGCACGUUUGCUGUCGGAGAUUGUGGAGAGGGAGACCA
This is a messenger RNA of Symbiodinium pilosum, 165 nucleotides long. The record is from the annotation of a GenBank genome assembly. NCBI's taxonomy places the organism in Eukaryota, Dinophyceae, Suessiales, Symbiodiniaceae.